Chiloscyllium plagiosum (whitespotted bambooshark) is the source of this 3554-nucleotide messenger RNA. The record is from RefSeq and is a predicted model, not a curated record. NCBI's taxonomy places the organism in Eukaryota, Metazoa, Chordata, Chondrichthyes, Orectolobiformes, Hemiscylliidae.
UGCAGGUGAAGUCAGUGCAGCCUCUGUCUUAGAAACUUUCUUCGCUCUGCCGCUUGCUUUGGGGGUUGUCAGAUCUGCUGGAGACGGUCCCCGGGGAUGUCUUGCUGUGGCCAGUACCAGGUAUCUGAUGAAGGUAUAUCUCAUAGAGAAUGGCGACCACAGAUUUAUCGGAGAUGCACAGAUCUCCUAUGGCUCAUUAUCUUCUGUCUGUUUUGGGGUGGAAUGAUAUUUAUAGCUGGCUAUUCUGUGACAGUAGGUUCUGCAGAAAGACUCAUCUUUGGGUACGACAGCUUUGGAAACAUUUGUGGAAAGAAAAACUCUCCGAUUAAAGGUGCUUCAUUGUCGGGGCAAGACAUGACCACCAGGAAGCACGUAUUUUUUCUCAACACCUGCAAUUUGGACAUUAAGAAUCAUAAAAUAAAUUCAUUGUCUAUUUGUAUAUCUCGAUGUCCUCAAGAGCAGCUGAAUGAUCUAGAAGAGCUGAAACAUUUUGCUCAGUACAAUGGUUCCUAUUUGUGUGUGUACAGUUUAAACAUUUCCGACUACACCAAACCUUCAAAAGCAGCUCACCUCUGUCCCCAGUUACCAGUCCCUCCAAGCAAGUCAUUCCCACUCUUCAAUCGCUGUGUUCCUCAGAGCUCUGCCUGUUACUCUCAUUUUCUCACUGUCCUUAUUAACGUGGUCAAGGAAAGUGAUUUUUUCCAACGCAUCAUUGGUGGCGUUAUGGCGAACAAAGAAUACAUCGUGGGACUCUGCAUUUUCGCCGUAGUCCUCUCCUUCAUUAUGGUGGCACUCUUCCGAUUCAUCGUCACGUUAUUGGUUCAUAUCUUCAUCGCUCUGGUGGUUUUUGGAUUGCUGUUUGUGUCAGGUGUUCUGUGGUGGCUCUAUUAUGACAACAUGAAUGAUCCCAAUAUAGUCCUGGAAACGGAGAAGGAAAACACAAAAGCACUUCUGGGAUUUGCAAUUACUGCAACCGUCGUAUCGGUCAUUCUUGUUGUGCUGAUCUUGGUGAUGUGGAAGAGGAUCAGUUUGACUAUUCAGCUGUUUCGGGUUGCCAGUAGUCUACUCGGCAGUGUCCCUCUCUUGCUCUUCCAGCCAUUGUGGACCUUUAUCAUCCUCACGUUAUUCUGGAUGUACUGGGUGGCUGUUCUUCUAAGCCUGGGCACUGCAGGUAAUGUUCAUGUUACUGCAGACAAUCUGGUUGAGUACAGACCAUUGUCUGGCAUACGGUACAUGUGGUGGUACCAUGUAAUUGGACUGAUCUGGACCAGUGAAUUUCUCGUUGCAUGUCAGCAGAUAACAAUUGCGGGGGCUGUUGUGUGCUGCUACUUCAACAGGGACAAAAAGAAUCCACCCAGCCAUCCAAUCCUCACUUCUGUUUCAAGGCUCUUUAAUUACCAUCUGGGAACGGUUGUUAAAGGUUCACUUCUAAUCACUCUUGUCAGGAUUCCACGGAUUGUUCUGGUGUACAUUCACAGCAGUCUGAAGGGAAAGGAAGGUGCCUGUGCCAGAUGUCUGGUUAAAUGCUGUGCGUGCUGUCUCUGCUGUCUGGAAAAGUGGCUGCAAUUUUUAAACCAGAAUGCGUACAUCGCAACUGCAAUCAAUGGGACAAAUUUCUGCACCUCAGCCAAGGAAGCUUUCUUUCUAAUUGUAAACAAUGCGCUGAAUGUGGCAGCGAUCAACUGCUUUGGAGACUUUCUUCUGUUUCUUGGCAAAGUAUUUGUAGUGUGUUUCACAGUCUUUGGAGGCCUCAUGGCAUUUAACUACAAUCGUGAUCUGAAUGUUUGGGUAGUCCCACUUAUAAUGGUGUCCUUUUUUGCCUAUUUGAUGGCACACUGCUUCUUGUCUGUGUUUGAAAUGGUGGUGGAUGUCUUGUUCAUGUGUUAUGCUGUUGAUCUGGCAACAAACGAUGGGUCAACUGAAAAGCCUUACUUCAUGGACAAGGAGUUAAUGGAAUUUAUAGGCAAAAGCAAUCAAAAGUAUAAGAGGAUUGAUCGAAAUAACAAAGACAACCUGGAAAAUAAUCAAAAUGCAACACAACUACUGCCAAUGGGCACAAAUACAGCUUGAUGUGUCUUCAUUAAAUUGGGAAUCAACAUCUUCAUUUGCUGCAAGCUAAAUGGAGAACUCCUAUCAAUUGUCUGGUCAACACAGAUGUAUUUUGAUACAUUUUGAGCAACAAUUUUUUUUAGAAUGUUUUGUUGUUGAAUCUGUCAUCAGAUGCUAUAACAUCCAUAUUCCUUUCACAAACUGAACUGUAAGCUAUGCAGGGGCUAAUAUAAAACAGAAUUCCUUAUGUUCCCAGAUAACUCCCGAUGAUAUUAGCUCUAGGUUGGUUCCAAAUGUUUCUCCAACAUCCAUUUGCUGUCUUGUUAAACGAUCGGGGAGAGUUUCAAUGCUAACAUCUAUCUUCAGGGAAAAUGAAUAUACUGAAUGAAAAUGUUCUCUUUGAAGAAUAUUUUUAAAAUGUGUUGUUAAUUGAGCUAACAUAUCUAUGGAUUGAUUUCAAAUAUAGGGUAAGAAUGGCCUUGUGAUAUUAUCACUACGCUAUACUAUUAGAGACCGAGGUAAUGUUCUUGGAACUCGAGUUCAAAUCCAACUAUUGACAAUAAUAAUCUGGAAAUAAGUUUCAUGAUGAUCAUGAAAAACCCAUCUGGUUCACUAAUGUCCUUUAGGGAAAGAAAUCUGCCAUCCUUACCUGGACUGGUCCACAUGUGACUCCAGACCCACAGAAAUUGACUCCUAUCUGUCCUUUGGGAAAUUAGGAAUAGGCAAUAAAUUCUGGACCAGCUAGUGAUACCCACAUGCCAUGAAUGAAUAUAAAAAAGAACAUGGAUUAUCCUAUUAAAUACAUAAAUGCUUUCAUUACUCACUAUUUCAAAAAAAAUCCAAGAAAUAAGACUUCUGACUUCAAUGUUUAAAAAAGUUGUUUUGAAAGUUGUAAGAUUAACAUUGAAGUCUUUGUAUCUGUAAUAUAAUAUUGUAAUAAAAUAUUAACAUUACUUUCUGAUCCCUUCUAACCCUAUGAACAUCACCACUCUCCCACACCUCCUGGUCAGGUGAAUGCUCAAGUCUUGAAUCCCUGUUUGAGCUGUAGCAGCGCGCUUUUUUUUUGUCCUGUGUGAAGGGAGGAAAUACAUACAAAGGGUGGUAGAGGUUUAGAACUCUUUUCCACAAAUGGCUGUUGAUGCUAAAUCAGUGGUUAAUUUUAAAUCUGAGAUAUAUUUUUGUUAAGUAAGAGGUAUUAUGCGAAAUGGGCCAAAGGUAGGUAUACUGUUGGACUACAGAUCAGCCACAAUCUGUGAAUAGCAAAACAGACUCAAGGGGCUGAAUAGCCUAAUCCUGUUCUUACAUUUCCUAUGAGAUUAACAUGAAGAACUUGUAACAGCCUUGACCUGCUGUGCAAAAUGGUACGUCUGUACUGUGAAUUGUGUGUAAUUCAAACUUAAAGACACUAAUGUUAAAUUGACAUCAAACCUAUGUGCUUACUAGUCCUAAACAAGAAAGUAAUACAUUUGGUGAGAUGUAGACAUUAAAGAUUUUUCCACUUAUAA